This is a messenger RNA of Pseudophryne corroboree (corroboree frog), 12318 nucleotides long. RefSeq names its product solute carrier family 45 member 4 (gene SLC45A4). The transcript has 8 exons. NCBI's taxonomy places the organism in Eukaryota, Metazoa, Chordata, Amphibia, Anura, Myobatrachidae. Gene Ontology annotation, molecular function: sucrose:proton symporter activity. Gene Ontology annotation, biological process: transmembrane transport. Gene Ontology annotation, cellular component: membrane. The record is from RefSeq and is a predicted model, not a curated record. The coding region runs from base 762 to 3104 and encodes 780 amino acids.
AUUGUAUGUGUGUUGUUCUCAUGCAUGGUGAUUGUAGCUGUCUCUCCUGUCUCUCUCUCACAUGGCGUGUCUGCAGCAGAGGUGGGGAGCGGAGACCCUCCCUCAAAAGCUGCCGCUGCUGCCAAGGCGAUGGUGUGUCAGCUGAAAACAGGCAGGGCUCCCCUGUGCUGAUCCCAGCCACGCUGCAUCCACCUCAGCUGCACCCGUCGGACCGUCUACCUCUCACUGGGCUCGGAUGCCACCUCCGCUGAGGUGUGAGCAAAGACUGCAGCAGACGUCAAGGUCAUUGCAAUAAGUGGGGCCUGCAGCCAGUGACCACCUAUCCGUUAGCUGAGCCCCUGCCGUAGAACUGAGCUGGAUCAACCAGUCGCUCGAUGGGGAUUAACGGUGCAUCACCUGUGUGUGUCGCCUUUCCAGCCUGCAACAACAAGAAAACCAAGAAUUUUACCACUUCUUCUAUAGAAAUUAUGAAACUGGUAUUAACUGAAUGGCAAAUAUGGAUUUUUAACUCAAAUUCACAGUAAACCAUUAAAGCCAUAUGAUUGAAUUAGUACCAAAUACCCUCCUCUUGCGCAGCACCUUAUUUGCAAAGUUGCGGCGACAUCUACUUGAACGCAGUGGAAUAUAAGUAUUAAUUGCAUGACGGACGUGACGAAAGUUGAACAAAUAAAGAAUAAAUAUUUAUCUUUGAAGAUAUAUAGUAUUAAUAUUUAUAUAGAAUCUAGGAGUAUACACAUAUAUAUAUUUUUGUGGUGACGAAGAUGGCCCCUCAAAACGCCGACUCGGAAUCUAUGCAAGUUCAGGACCUUCCGUUGGCCCAGCUGAAGAAAGAUGAGAACAAGGAGAACGAGAGUAGGGAUGAGAAUCUAAGCGAGAGUUCCAUCGACCGGAUUCCGAUCCGCCUCUGGGUGAUGAAUGGCGCUGUGAUGUUUGGUAGAGAAUUCUGCUACGCUAUGGAGACUGCACUGGUGACGCCGGUUCUGUUGCAGAUUGGUCUUCCUGAACAGUACUACAGCCUGACGUGGUUCCUGAGCCCAAUCCUUGGUUUGAUAUUUACCCCUCUCAUUGGCUCAGCCAGUGACCGCUGCACGCUACGGUGGGGCCGCCGGCGGCCCUUCAUCCUCGCCCUCUGUGUCGGGGUUCUGCUGGGAGUUGCACUUUUCCUCAACGGCUCUGUAAUUGGACUUGCUAUCGGAGAUGUUCCGGAUAAACAGCCCAUCGGCAUCGUUCUUACUGUGCUGGGUGUUGUGGUCUUGGAUUUCUGCGCUGAUGCUACCGAAGGACCGAUCCGCGCCUACCUGCUGGACGUGGCGGAUAACGAGGAGCAGGACAUGGCGCUUAACAUCCACGCCUUCUCAGCGGGCCUUGGCGGCGCCAUCGGCUACAUGCUCGGUGGCCUGGACUGGACUCAGACUUUCCUCGGAACCCUGUUUAAAUCCCAGCAGCAAGUCCUCUUCUUCUUCGCUGCCAUCAUCUUCACGGUGUCCGUCGGCCUCCACCUCUUCAGUAUUGAGGAAGAACAGUACAGCCCUCAGCAGGACCGGCUGGACGAUGAAGUGGACACCCUCUCCAGCGUGAAGCUGAACAGCACCCUGGCGCCCAUGUCUCGCCUAAACGUCAUCAACGAAGACGAGCCCUACACCAACUUUCACGAUGAAGUCCAGUCAGAAAACGACCUCAACCUCGACUUCCUGGAAGUGGACAUCGUGAGGAGCAAAAGUGAUUCUGUAUUGCACAUGGCCGACGCCACUUUGGAUUACGAGUCCGAGUUCUUAAAUUAUAUUGACCCCUUUAUUUUUCAAGACUGUUCGUACCCAAACACCCCGCGCAGCACCAGCCAGGAACUUCUGAAAUCCAAAUUUAACCGCCUGUCCGCGUUCCUUCGGGAGAAUGAAAGGGAAGAGGAGAUGUUGCUUGAUAAUCACAUUAAUGAAGCCAAAGUUCCGAAUGGCGGAGACCUGCCACCCAAGGAGAACAUGAACGGGCACACCAGAAUCGGCAUGAAGCAGUCCUGUACUGCGAAUUCCAUGCGCAGGAGGCGGCACAUGUUCUACCGCCAGCCGUCGUACACCUUCUCCUACUACGGCAAAGUAGGCACGCACCGUUACCGAUUCAGGAGAGCCAAUGCCAUCCUACUGAUAAAGUCCUCCCGCAGCAUGAACGACAUCUAUGACAUGCAGAAGAGGCAGCGCCAAAGGCAGCGGCACAGGAAUCAGAGCGGCGCUACCAACUCCAGCGGCGACACCGAGAGCGAGGAAGGAGAGACGGAGACCACGGUCAGGCUGCUCUGGCUCUCCAUGCUGAAGAUGCCCAAAGAGUUGAUGCGCCUCUGCGUCUGCCACCUGCUGACCUGGUUCUCCAUUAUUGCCGAAGCCGUGUUCUACACCGAUUUCAUGGGCCAGGUCAUCUUCGAGGGUGAUCCUAAGGGCCUCUCUAAUUCAACGGAGCUACAGAACUACAACGCUGGCGUACAGAUGGGCUGCUGGGGACUGGUCAUAUACGCUGCUACUGCCGCCGUCUGCUCAGCCUUGCUACAGAAAUACCUAGAUAACUACGACCUCAGCAUCAAAGUCAUCUACAUCCUGGGGACCUUGGGUUUCUCCAUCGGCACGGCGGUGAUGUUCAUCUUCCCCAACGUGUACGUCUCUAUGAUCAUGAUAAGCACCAUGGGCAUCUUCUCCAUGAGCAUUUCCUACUGCCCCUACGCCCUGCUAGGGCAAUACCAUGACAUGAAAGAGUACAUCCAUCACAGCCCUGGGAACUCUAAGAGAGGCUUUGGCAUAGACUGCGCCAUCUUGUCCUGCCAAGUUUACAUCUCCCAGAUCUUGGUGGCCUCCGCCCUGGGGGCGGUGGUUGAUGUAGUGAGCACCGUCAGAGUGAUACCUUUGGUGGCCUCCAUAGGCUCCUUCUUGGGAUUUCUCACAGCUGCGUUCUUGGUAAUGUACCCGGAGGUUCCGGAAGACAAGGAGGAUUCAAAGCGCCAAGUCCCACCAGACGCCGCCGUUGCUGCCAAUGGAAUUGAUCCGGAUAAGCCUCUUGUACUCAAGCUCACCCCCAAAGGGCCACCUGUUCCUCCGGAAGCAGACAGCGAGUCAGCAGUUUGAGUAGGCGCUUUCAUAAAAACCACUCCACAUUCCAGACCGUAUGGACAACACCCUUGGCGGUAAAAUAGGCGCUCGUCUGGACUGGACUGUAACCGGAGAGCAAUAUGGUGAAAAUCACCCUGUCUUUAUUUAAAAAGUUAAGGCUACAGUAAUUUCCUAUUUAUUAGCAUGGGGUUAAAAAGAAAAUGAAACAAAGAUAUAUUUAGUUCGCCCUCCUAGAAUCUGUUCUUCUGAUUAUGCCUUUUUUCUGCACAUUUUCUCUUUUAAACCAAACGUAUGUUUUACGGAUUUUUAGAAAACAUCUAGGUUUGAAGGAUUUAUUUGACACUUGGGAUAUUUAGCCUUUAUAAGUUGUUGUUCUUCUAUAGGUUUUUCUGGGUAAAAGAUGCUGGUAUAUUACUGUACACUUUAAGUUAAUUGUACCUGUCCACUGUACACAGUGAUGGCAGCCAUUUUGUGGGAUGGGUUGGGCAGGAUACAUAGCCUAUCCAGUGACACCUCUGUGUCGCUGCAUGAGCUGGUGGCAGCCAUUUUGUGGGUUAGGUGGAGCAGGAUACAUGUACACAUAGCCUAUUCAGUGACAUCCCUGUGUCGCUGCAUGAGCUGGUGGCGGCCAUUUUGUAUGCCGGACCAGAUGCAGAUUAUAGAGAACCACACGUGCACUUCGCCUCAGCCCACAAAAUGGCUACUUCUUGGUUAGUUUAUUUUAUAGAUCGCUACUUGGAUAUAUUUUAUGCUGCAUCAUUUACUUAUUGGCGUAAAAUGCCUGUCCGAUCCAUCCAAUUGGCAAACACUGAGGGAGCGAUGGCAAUUUUUCUCACCUCCAUUUUAAAUCCUCUACACUUUUCACUUUGGUUGUUGCAGUUGAAAAGCAAUAUUACGCCUCGCUUCUUAGGAAAACCAUUUGGGACGGAGAGCAGGCUGAGGAAUCAACGGAUGUUUUAUUUUUUAUUGCACCGAAACCUGCUUCUCCUGUUGCAGCUAUUUAAGAAGAGGGGUGGAUUUGUGGCCAUUUUUCGUUUAUGAAAGGUUUUGCUUUGUUCCGCAGCAUCUUUUACAAAGUGGUAUUUGAAUAUUGCAGGUUACUGAGUCGCCCUCCCAUAGCAGUGUUAUAGCACAUUGACGCACCUAUGUACUGUAUUUAUGCAUGCUGGGGUUCAUUUACUGUGACAACAUGCCUGGUUAUCCGGUAGUCCCCAUGGCCGGUUAGCCAGGCUUUUAUACUAGCCAUACAAUAUAUGCUAUUCAUUGAACAGUCUGAGCAAUAAGAGGGAUUUCUCCCAUCUGGAAGUGCAGUGGUUGCUGUACGCCAUGACCUGUGGUAUAACAUAAGUUUCUUUGGCCUAGCGUGGCGGCAGCCAUCUUGUUCUGAACCAUCUUCCAUAAGGAUGCAGCAUAAUCAUUCAUUAGGAACCAGUACCUCAGGAAUAUCAGCCCUGAAUCGCCUCAGUGAUGUCACUAGCUCCUAUUGAACUCUAUAGGCAUCAUUCUUAAGGAGGAUGGCCCGCCCCACAAAAUGGCUGCCUCCACCUCGUCUAGGCAACAGGUGCUUUUUAAAUUAAAAAAAACCCUGUUUGUGCUGUGCUAGUGACGAAUCGAACUUAACUCCUCUCACAUCCUAAAACGUCUGUCUGGUUUGGCCAUAAAGCACAUGUGUGAUUUUAUUUUACACGCAAUGUGAUGACACGUGCUCGCUAAGCGUCUGCGCCUGCCGCCUUUAACACAAGACUGCACAUGUUGGUGCGCGGUGGCCCCUGCGGCUCCCUACAUUAUGUCUGUGAAGGUGCGUUGCCUUCUCAGUGAUCACCUGUAACCGUACAGCGUGCGUGCACACUGCGCCGUGUCAGCGUGCUCCUAGAUAUAUGUUUCGUAAUGUCCGUGUCCAGUAGUGUCUUCAUUUCCUGCCUCACCCAGUUGCAGAACGUUGCGUGCUUUGAACCUUUCGGUGCCGGGCCUAGGGCGCACUUGCAUGGGAGACCUUAUUCUCCAAGCACCAGUACUGCGUUUCGCUCUUCUCGUUUGCACUUUUUUGACAAUUAAUCAUGAAUCUGAAUCCUUAAAGAAAAAAAAAAUUGUGUUGCAAUGCAUGGUUUAUAUAAUAUGUAAAUAGGACAUAGCUGGCAUGUGAUAAUACUUUUCGCCUUAAUGACAUCUCUUGGACAGGUGUUCUGCAGCUGGUUAAUAGACGGUGGCCUUGAACUUACCUGCGCUUGCAGGUGUAUGCAGUGAUAAAUGCCGGAUUAUCAUGCAAGCAUUUUACUAACCGCAAUACAACCAUCUCUCAAAACAUUUAUAUUACUUGAAUGUAUGUGUGAGCUGUCUCUCCGAAGCUGGCGGGAGUACGACCACUUCUGUAUUCCUUCAGACAGAUGGAGCUACGUUUAUCUUGGCUUCUCUGCUGCACCUAGGCACACCAUAAACUAUUGUUCUCAGCUGCAAUACAAUACAGAGAGAACAAUACAGCAGGGGAUUAAGUCAUUACAGCAGGGGAUUAAGUCUGACUGCCCUGGCUCACUUAAUCCUAUUAAAGGCCAAGAUAAAGAUGGCUCCUUCUGUAUGGGUUUUGAAGUAGUUUGGUGGCCGCUGCGUUCUCAUAACACUUGAAGUCAAAUGACUUUUAGCUGUUGAUUCGCCUCACAAUAAGACAAGCUGUGCUAUUGCCCCUAUAACUAACAAGUUUAGAUGCUACAACGUUGGUUUUUCUCUUGUGGAACUACAAAUCCAUGCAUACUCUGCCUGCCAGACACUGGGAUUUGUAGUGCCACAACGUUCGGAACAAUCACAAGUUGACUGCUAAACAAAGCGAUGUCCGCUACUUUUAAAAAUACUUUUUAAAUGCGCUAAAAGCUAAAUAAAAUGGUUUGGCAGCUGAAUGAGCCCCCUCAGCGCCCUUAGAGGGCCCACGGCAGAUGAUACUGGGUAUACCGGGAAGGUAAAUGUGACUGAUCCUGGAAUGAAUGACUGGUAUGACAGACUGUUAGUAUGCGAGGAAGCAUUUAGUGAUAAAAUAGAAGUUUCGGGUCACAGGUAUAAGCACCUGUUCUAAGUCUUACUAGGUGUUGGCGAAAGCCCAAAGAACUUGUACGUGUGUGGGCGUACAAUAUACAGGGUUACAGAGCCUUGUGCGCUGGGAGAGAAAUCUAUUUUUACAAGGAUUUAAUUUUGGAAUAUAUUUACAAUGAAGGGGGCGAUAUCUGGAGGGUUGUUUCAUUUGCAAAUUGUCAGUUUGACUGUGAAUAAAAAUAUUACAUUACACUGAUAUAAGGACGUGCACUCCUAUGCGCUGUUUGGUGGCGUCAGCGGGAUUUGUGUCGCUGAUUCCUAACUUGUCAAAAUGUUCCGUUGAAAAUUUUUAUUUUGUGCCCAUGCUCCGGAUGGCGGUAACUCACUGUGUGCAGUAUUAAUGCUUGAUAUAAAGGUAACCAAUUAUAGCGUGUUCCAUUAGAAUACUGAUUUAUUAUUAACUCGAAGUGCUUGGCCAAUCACCCAGCUGGUUCCGAGUAUAAGACUUAGUGAGGGAGCUUGCGCCAUGGUUGAAAGCACUUAGCGCUUAUUUUACGAGCUGCGCAGUCACUGAUUGCAGCCUCCGCAAUAACUUCCAUUUUUAAAUGAUUAAUUUGUUACUUUCAGCUAUCUCAAAUAAUUAUUUUCCUACUUUCUGGUCCUCUGUUGGAAAAGUCAUUUUGUCCAGCUUUCAGCAAUAUGGCUGCCAGUGUUCAGCCAUCCUGCGCACUAAAAAGCACCCGUCGGUCAUCUUGUUAUGCUGACUGUGCCGCCACUAUUGCACAUUGUGUUCUUGCAAUAUACAGGUUAUAAAAAAUAAAUUAAAAAAACAUUGGAAAUCCGACAGCUUUGGCUUAGAGGGACAUUGGAAUCCUGUGGCUGGGCUUCAAUCCUCCAAAAUAUGGCUUGUAGCCAUCACAUCAUAACUGCACGAUGGUAUAACAAUCGUCAGCCAUCAGAUAGGCAUUGGAAAGCUGUAUCCGAUGGCUGACAACCAUCGCAAACCUGCUAUUCAUUGGAAAAAGUACUCCCAUCGAAUCUGGAACAUCGAUGAUUGCUAACCAUCUGUUUCCGAUGUCCAUGCCUACUUUGGCUCCAUAUAUUUAUUUGCAUAGGCUGAUUGCUUUGUCUGAAAGCAGAAUUUUUAUUUCCCAUCUAUAAUAAAUCUGCUCUUUUUCUGCCUUAUUGACUGAGGUCCGACAACAUUCGCUCUUAGCGUUGACUUGCCAGAUGGGAUUAUGGGAGUUGUAGUUUAGCAAUAGAUAUUGACUUGCAGACGUGGGCUGCAGACGGAGUGAAUGCAGAAUGUCCAACACGGAUGGGCACACAGGUAGCAGCAAUAUUAUAGACGUGACCGCACAGCGCUCAGGGAAUAAUAUAAUGCGUUGUUUAUUAUAUAGAAUACUGGUGAACUCUCCAUGGUUCCAAGACCGCGUCUCCAGCCCCCUUAGCCCCUGCAAUAUACAUUAAAUCAUUGUGACGGUCACGUUUUAUCGCGAUUCCAGAAAGUAGCUGGAAAUUAUAAAGAAUGCGGCCGGUGUAAGGCGUAAUUCUGGCCGUCUUUCUCAGAUGUACAGUAAUUAUCUGCGCAGCAGCACCCACCAGAAACGUCAGGGAUCCAGAAAGAAGAAUCUUGUAAUGUAACAAACAUUUUAUUGUACAUUUAAAAAAAACAAAAAAACUUUCGCCUUUUUUAUACGGGAUAUUUAAACUACAGAAGAUUAGAACUUUAUUUGGUCAAUUUAUUGGUGGUCGGUGAAUAAGAUAGACAACCUGUGGCUAUCCUGGAGCAGUGAACAGUACUCAUCCAUAAACUGUAGGCCAGCAGGGCAUGCUGGGACUUGUAGUUCUGCAGCGGCUGUGUAGCCAAAGGUUACCUAAGCACGGUCUGUGAGGUUCGUGAUAUUGGCUUGAAGCUAUAUUUUUAUAGACAAGUUUAUGUUGUAGCUCAGUCAGUGAACAGGGCCUGGAAUGAGACGACGAUGGGUUGGGGAGUAAAAUUGGGAAAUACAUAUUAUAAAGAGGACGAAAACCACAUGCUGGACGCACAAUUAGGGCGAGCUAGCACCAUCUUUUGUCUGGGAGCGGCCCAGUUUUUUUUGUCAAAUUUCCCUUUCUUAUUAGUGUCAUUCAGUGGUUUCCAAGACUCUGUCCUGCAUGCUUAAGCCCAGCUGACUUAUUCGUACCUCAUCCUGUUUCAUUAUACCAUCUCUGCACAAGCAGGGAUAUCCUUAAAUUCUGGACUGUUGGGGUGCCUUGGGGACAGAGUUUGUGAAACGAUCCUGUGACAUGGAAGGUGGUGAACAGAGGUCUCCAGCAAUAAUUUAGAUAACACUACUGAUUGGUGCUAAAAACAACUGCGCCAUUCCUGUUACGCUCUACCAGGGCUUCACCCACUGCGUCGUGCUGCCCUUGCUGUUACGCUCUGCCAUCGCCUCGCCCACUGCGUCGUGCUGCCCUUCCUGUUACGCUCUACCAUCGCCUCGCCCACUGCGUCGUGCUGCCAUUCCUGUUACGCUUUACUAGCGCGUUACCCACUGCGUCAUGCUGCCAUUCCUGUUACGCUUUACUAGCGCGUCACCCAUUGCAUCAUGCUGCCAUUCCUGUUACGCUCUACCAUCGCCUCGCCCACUGCGUCGUGCUGCCAUUCCUGUUACGCUCUACCAGUUUCUGGUCGCUACCAAAAGCUGUUGGGGUUUGUCUAUGAGGAAAUCUGAUUAUAAUUGGAGUUUGUUUUGUGAAACUCCAGGAAAUCCAAGAAAAUGGCCGUGGUGUUAGCAGAAACAGAUCCAUGUGUCCCCCUCCAUUAAUUGUAGGCCGCAGGCAGCCCCUCCUAGGUCAGAAUUAAAUCCACAUUGCUGGUGGGACUGGACCACAGGGAUUUAAUAAGCUGCUGUUUAUGUGAAACAAAAUGCUUUUGUUUCAUUAAAUAUUUUAUUACAUUAUGUGGAAAUGCUGCAUCUAACAUUUAGGAGUAAUAGAUUGCUAGACUCACUAUUUUAAGAUUAUUUAAUCUAGGUCUUAUCUGCAUUAAAAUGCACGAGGUGGGCUGUCAGUCUGGCUCACAAGAUGGCUGCCUCCUGAGGUAAAAGAUGGUUGGUCUCAGUGCACAGUCUUGCAGCUGUUGUGCAACUACAAGUCCCUUCACGCCCUGACAUAUGCUGGAGCUUGUAGUUCUACAGUAGCUGAACAACCACAUAUUCCUCUCCUAGAUCCUCACAUUGUGAAUGGCACUGCGGUUUUCAAAGGCUCUUGUAUAUUAUAAGCAGUUUACGUGUAAACGCUGGCCUCCCCCAUUGUGCAGUGCUGCAGUGUUAUCACAUAGGUCACUGGUCCCCCAUUACUGUCCUGAUGAUCUUUCCCCCACUAAAGCGUUUGUACGUAUGUUAUAUUUGGACUAAAUACAAAUACUCUCCUUUUACACAUUGCCUAUGUUUUGUAUAUUGAACACAGGGAUUAAAGAGCUAUUACAGUAUACAGUAUCACAUAGGUUCAUUUCGGCAUUCAGUGUUGAUUCUGAGGUGAGAGUAAAGCAAAGAGAGCAAUUAACUGUGCACCUUGCAGGGGCGGACUUAAAUCGAAAUUGCAGUACAAAAAUAAAGCUACCCAGCAUGCAUGGGCUACAUGUAAAAGCAGCCUGCAUGCAAAAACAUUAAUGUACGUGCACCCCUCCUUUGCAUUUGUUUGUCCAGGUGCAAAGUUACCUGCUCUUUUUUGCUUUACUCCCACUUCAGAAUCAGCCCUUAAUGCAGUUUUGUAUGUACAUUACAGGCUUUGGACAGUUGGAGGCGCUAGUCUGACCUUCAGGACUUUACAGCCCUACACUGUACUUAUAAUUCAUUCAGCUAUAAGGAACCUGAGGCUCUCCAUCUCUUUUGGGACUACAAGUUACAGCAUUCCCUGCAAGCCACACAUUGCCUCUGUCUGCUCUGCUAUCUCCCCUGUGUGAAUUUUAUUUGCAAAUGAAAAUAAAUCUUAAAAUUGACAUUUGUUUCGUUAAGAACUUCUAAGUACAGUAAGGAUCAUUUCCCUACCUCAGGCAGCAAAUCACCCACUGAUUUGUGUAGGCAACAUGCCUUAUAUCAGAGUGUGCCGCAUUUGUGCAAAUUUGGCACCCAAGAGCCAAUCACAUAACAUUGUCCAUAAACAGGAACCGCGACAGCAACACCUUUCCGCUGAGGAAUGGGAAUGGAGUACAGUACGACGUCUAGCCCUCUCAGAUUCUGACUCUCUGUGCGGAGAGUUUAACCGCAAGAUCAAUGAAUGUUACAAAUUGUUCUUAAUGUCAGGUAGCUGCGAUAUUGUUUUAAUGUGCCGUCCUAUCACUACAGUUCUAUAAUGUCCGCACUAUUGUCUGUUGUUCGUCUUUAUGUUCCUGGGGCAGACUCAGAUAUUCUUUAUUACAUAAGUAAAUAUUCCAAAUACAGAGAUUAUACUAUCCCUGUGUAAUAAGCGCUAUGUACACACUCCGCACCAAUAGUUUAGAGGCAGAAGAACUAUAUAAAAGUGUGUUCUACUAUUGCGGUGACUGCAGGCUUCCAGACCAUGAAAAAAGGAAAUCUACAGGUUGUAAAGUAUCAGCGCGUUUCUCCAUACUAUAUAUAUAUUAUAUCACAUUCACAUCACUGUGUCACACUCCCUUCCGAUGUCUCGGAGAAAAGUAGCAGCACAUUACUAUACAAGUAUAAAAUGUGCUGAGAACUACAGCAAAUAGAUGGAUAUGGCUACGUUUGCUACGCGUUUCAGAGUGAGUAUAUUUACGCGUUUCAUAGUGAGUAUAUAUACUAACAUGGGUUUCUGUGACACAACAGGACAUUAUUCUCUUGUGGGGUGUGCCCACUGUGGACAGCUGAGGACGAGGGGGAGUUGGCAUGCCAGACCUUGCAGCGGUGCACCAAUUUUAGCUCCGCCACUGAUGCCAGUUUGUAGUAACCUUAGAUGAAUCAUGUACCCAGAACGCAUCACAUUUGUGCUUUGUACAUUAAGUUGUUUUAUUAUGAGCCUUAGCAGAUGUCAUUACGGAUGACAUGAGGCACAGCAAUAUAUAAUGAGCACCGAGACUUACAGUGCACCCAGGACAGUGACUGAGAAAUGAUGCAUGUUAUUUCUGCUGUCACUGGCUAGGCUACAUUGGUCGAGCCACAGUAUGUCCAUUUUAUGUCUAUUCAUUUGUGUGUGGGGGGGAGGGGGGGUUGUUUUGUUAUUACUUUGGACCUUUCUAUACCAUUUGUUUUAUAUUCAUUAUGUGCCUGGUUAAUGCAUUUUCACCUAGUUCCUUAUUUGCUCACAUAGGUCAGUCACUGUACCCGACGCAUUUUCAGCCAGCUCCGUGUGCAAAACGCGUUGCGUCCACACAUGCAGAGGUAGGCAGCCUGUGGCUUUAACUCUGGAUGGCCGAGCAUGCUGGGACCUGUAGUCCAACAGCAGCUGGAGCGCUAAAGUCUAUAUUAAAAGUUCUUUUUUUUUUUAAUAGUCACGAGUGACCCAUGCAUUACCAAAACACCAUUUAUAACUGAAGUUCAUUUUUAUGGACAGUUGAGUAUUUUGGUACAGCAUGUGGUAUUUAAUACAAAGAACGUGCAAUGCAGAUAUAGGGACUAUAUAUAAAUACAUUGAGUUACAUUUGCUGAUGCUAUUUGUAAUGUAACGAACACUGAAAGAAGUGCAAAAUUUAAAUGCCUGGAAACCUGCACUUUAGGCAUCUCAUAAUGAUAAUGAUCUGGUUCCAUUGUGAACCGCCCAUAUAACAACUACUUUUUUUUAUCAACUUAUUAAGUUGAGCACGAUAUUAUUGUAGCUCUUGCUGAGUUUAGCAAUCUUAUAAAUGUGUGUUAAACACAUAAAGUUGUUUGUUUUUAAAGAGGAAAAAGGGAUUAAGUAAGAGUGACGUCACAAGUGAUUGAUCAUUGAAUGAUGUGGUUACGUUGUUUAUCUUUUAUUGAUCUGUGUUACACUGUUAUGCUUUUAUUUUUCCUGUUUUUUGAAGUAUGAUCAUUUUGCAUGAUUUUUUUUUUGUAGGUUUUUUAUUUUUAUUUUUUUGCUGUAAUAUUUUUCAAGCUGUUCUGUAUUUUAUGUUCUAUUUGUUUGAUCUGGUUUUAAUUUAAAAAUAAUAUAAAAAAAAAUUGGGAUUUUCAAAUCCUUCACUCUGUAUACAUUGUAUUUCGAUACGUUGUUCAACAGUUCAAUCUUAAUAAACAUUUCAGUAACAGAU